GCAAGGGGAAAAUCUAGCUAGCGGGGCACGUCCCGGCCAGUCGAUCCCUCUCUCUAUAUAUAGCACCACCAAAUUUAACUUCUGAUUUACCAGCAGAUCAUUAUUCCACCACGUACACGUACCCUAGCUAGCUAACACUAGCUGCUGCCACCGCUCGGUCAUGGACUACGGCAGCGGGAGCACGGGCACGGGCACCACGGCGACGCCGCCGCCGCCGCCGCAGCAGCAGUAUAGUAGCUGCCGCUCCGUUUCGCCGCCGUCGCGGGUGUCGUCGUGCUCGCCGCCGCCUGCUCCUCCCCCCGCCGUGCAGGUGGUGGGCAACGCGCCGCCGACCGUGGUGCUGAGCCCGUGCGCGGCGUGCAAGAUCCUCCGCCGCCGCUGCGCCGACGGCUGCGUGCUGGCUCCCUACUUCCCGCCGACCGAGCCGGCCAAGUUCACCACCGCGCACCGCGUCUUCGGCGCCAGCAACAUCAUCAAGCUCCUCCAGGACCUGCCGGAGAGCUCGCGCGCGGACGCGGUGAGCAGCAUGGUGUACGAGGCGGAGGCGCGGCUGCGGGACCCCGUGUACGGGUGCGCGGGGGCGGUGUGCCGGCUGCAGAAGCAGGCCAACGAGCUCAAGGUGCAGCUGGCCCGGGCGCAGGCCGACCUGCUCAACGCGCAGGCGCAGCACGCCAACCUGCUCGCGCUCGUCUGCGUCGAGAUGGCGAACCGCCGCGACAGCCACCACCACCAGCAGCACCCGUCGCCGCCGCUGGUGGACGGCGGCGGCGACUUCGGCGCGGCGGCGUACCACGCGUUUUACGACUCGGACCUGGACUCGGCGACGUGGCCGGAUCACGAAGCCCAGCUCUGGACCUGAUCUGAUCGGCAGCCGAUAGGCCUUAUCAGUGGCUCCGGUGAUACAAGUACUUGGAUAAUAACACACAUACGUGCUGCAAGUCUGCAACCGUGUAGUUAGUUUCAAAAAAAAAAAUCUGCAACCGUGUAGCUCGGAACGGUAACGUUUCUCUGGUUGUUUGCAUGCUGGCUGCUGCAAGACGCAUAGUAGCCGGCCGAAAUUAUGGCUGUACGACUAUAGUACUUCGUCAAUACGAUUAAUUUGCUCUUGAA
Molecule: messenger RNA, 1110 nt
Organism: Panicum virgatum (switchgrass)
Lineage: Eukaryota; Viridiplantae; Streptophyta; Magnoliopsida; Poales; Poaceae
Product: LOB domain-containing protein 1-like
Exons: 2
Coding region: 161-859 (232 amino acids)
Source: RefSeq, a predicted model, not a curated record